GUUGUGAACAAACCCGAGGCUAAGGAUCAUCGCGUGACAGUGGAUGUACGGGGGGCAAAUGCCUGUGUCGAGUCUGUUGUGUGGCCGAUGCCUAUUCUCGAGGCCGCAUUUGAACAGCUCCGAGGCUCGUCACAGUACUUCUCUCUAGACUUCUUCAAGGGGUUCUGGCAACUUGCGAUGGCUCUACUUUGCCAGGAGAUCUACUCUAUUCUCACGGAAGAAGGAGUGAUCACACCGACUCGCGUGCUGAUGGGAGGGGCCAACAGC
Messenger RNA from Phytophthora sojae, 267 nucleotides. RefSeq lists its product as hypothetical. The record is from RefSeq and is a predicted model, not a curated record. The annotation marks the transcript as partial. NCBI's taxonomy places the organism in Eukaryota, Oomycota, Peronosporomycetes, Peronosporales, Peronosporaceae. The transcript has a single exon.